Molecule: messenger RNA, 597 nt
Organism: Uncinocarpus reesii 1704
Lineage: Eukaryota; Fungi; Ascomycota; Eurotiomycetes; Onygenales; Onygenaceae
Exons: 2
Coding region: 1-597 (198 amino acids)
Source: RefSeq, a predicted model, not a curated record
AUGACCAGAUACGAAGCAAAUAAGAAAAGACCCUGCGUCAUCUACUCCUUUGGGGUAAACGACGAUUCUGCCUUUGAAAACUCCGUGCUCUCCCGGACGAACUGCGAGAUCUGGGGAUAUGACUACUCGGUGAACUCCUGGGCCGUAAGCCUGGACCACUCGUUCCUCCCGCGCGCGCACUUCACCAAGGCCGGCAUCUCCAAUAUCACAAACACCGAUCGUUCGCCGCCGUUUUAUUCCGUCAAGGACUUGAUGAAGCUGAAUGGCCAUGAUUACAUCGACAUCAUGAAAAUGGACAUUGAGGGAUCGGAAUUCGACGCCCUUGGCGCAUUUUUGUCUGAUUUCCAGGAUGGGGACCUACCAGUCGGCCAGCUCCUGGUCGAAGCGCAUAUGAUGGAAACCAAGCCCACGACUACAUUCGGACUUCCAAAAUCUUUAGCAGAGUGGGUUGAAUUCUGGGAGUCGCUGGAGGCUCGCGGUCUCAGAGAAGUCUCGGUUGAGCCCAACCUGCUGGGGAAUACUGCGUACGGAAGUCCAGUGUUUGCUGAGCUCACUUUGAUUAAUACAGCCGAUAAGAAGUCCCUGCUUCUAACCUAG